CUGGCCCCACACCCCGCACUUGCUCGCUGCUGCAACAGCCGGAGCUCGGGAUGUCUUUCUCUUUUCCGAGGGAAUGGUAUUAUGAGUCAGAGGAGAGGGCGGAGGGAGAGAGAGCGUGCGAGGGCGAGACGGCUCCCGGCGAUACUUGCCGUGGUGUGAGGAGGAGAUUGUGGUUCCGAGGUGCAGCAGUUUCUGGUUGUUUUAUGAGGUGUUUGGUGCGGUAGGUAGGUUUCCGGGGGAGUUCAACCCUCAAUGGCACAGAAUGGGAAGCCGCUGCCCCCGCAGCUGGAUCAGAACAGCACCAAGGAGCUGAAUCUAACCGUCUUGCAGCGGACCGACCGCCAUGUAGAGGAUAUUUUGACCACUGCCGCUCAUGUCACCUUCUACCAGUUCGAUACGGAUGCCAACCAAUGGAGUCGCAAGGAUGUGGAGGGUUCACUCUUUGUUGUAAAAAGGCGGACACAGCCGCGGUUCCAGUUCAUAGUGAUGAAUCGUCGCAGUACAGACAAUUUGGUGGAAAAUCUAUUGGGUGAUUUUGAGUACGAGGUGCAAUCCCCGUAUCUUCUAUACCGGAAUGCCGUUCAGGAAAUAAAUGCCAUCUGGUUUUACAACGCGCGGGAGUGUGAAGAUGUUGCUAACCUUUUCCAGAGGAUCUUGCACGCCUUUAAACCUCCUCCGAAACCACGGCUGAUUCCCCCAAGCUCAGAUUAUGUGGAACUUGAAGCAGUCCCUACAACAGUUAACUUGGAAGGUCCAUUGGAGCGGGGCCCUAUCGCUUCCUCAGGGAUGCUCGAGAUGCAGGAUGAGCCACUGGAGCGUUUCUUGAACAUAGUGCGCAUCAGUACACCUGAUAUUACUCCCACAACAGCAUCUCGUCCUCCAAUAAAUCAUUCAGUGCAAUCUCGCACGACUAUACCUGCUUCUCCGACUUUUUCCGCAGUGUCGAUGUCUUCCAUAAUAUCGCCAACUACAACGGCCCUUCCGCUCACGUCUCUUGCUCCUCUGUCUCUUGAUACGCCUGAUAACCCCCCUACAGGUCGCGCAACGCUCAUAAAGCCAUCCUUCUUUGUUCCUCCCCCACUCUCUUCUGGUCACAGCGCCCCUAGUGCCCCUCUGGUUCCUUCCACAACUUCUCUUCAGCCAUCUCAUGGUGCUCCGUUACUUCAACCCUUUCCUCCUCCGAAUCCUCCUCUUUCGCUUGCUCCAACUAUGCAACAUAGUGUAUCAAUAACUAAGGACGGAGUUCGAGAAGCACUUAAUCGCCUCGUCAAGAAUGAGCAUUUCAUAGAUAUGGUGUACCGAGAGAUGAUGAAUGCACACAAUUUUUGAUGCUCGUGAAAUAUUGAGACUCACCAAGUUUGUGAGUCUAACCAAUUAUGUGUCGCUCACGCUCUUUUGGACUUAAAUCUGCUAGUCUGUAUGGCGCUCAGUGAGUAGCAUAUGGAGGUUGCAAUGUAGGGAACCAGAUAAUGGUUCUAGAACUUAUGUCGAGCCUUUUGUGUCCCUUUUUAAGCCCAUAUUUGCAGGGAUGAGAGCAUCAGACACUGUAUAGCAGUUUAGAACAGUUUUGCGAAUGCUUAAAUGUGACAUUGUGGGUGUUAUCCUGAUGUUUUUAUCUAAUUGUUGACUCAAGCA
Physcomitrium patens is the source of this 1635-nucleotide messenger RNA. RefSeq names its product mRNA-decapping enzyme-like protein. Gene Ontology annotation, cellular component: P-body. Lineage: Eukaryota; Viridiplantae; Streptophyta; Bryopsida; Funariales; Funariaceae. Gene Ontology annotation, biological process: deadenylation-dependent decapping of nuclear-transcribed mRNA; deadenylation-independent decapping of nuclear-transcribed mRNA; positive regulation of catalytic activity. Gene Ontology annotation, molecular function: enzyme activator activity; mRNA binding. The record is from RefSeq and is a predicted model, not a curated record.